AGGCGCUCUCGCAAGAUGGCGGCGGUGCGGUGCCUGGCGCUGCGGCCCUACGGGCGCCUCCUGCUGCCGCCGCGGGCGGCCCUGCCGCCGCCGCCGCCGCCCGCCCCGGCCCGCAUGUCAUCCUUUUCCGGCUUCUCCCGCGGCAGGAAGGUGGCCCUGGGGGCCCUGGGGGCGGUGGCGGCGGGCGGCGCGGGGCUCGCCCUCGCGCUGCACGCGGCCGUGAGCGCCGGCGAGCUGGAAAUGCACCCGCCCAGCUUCCCCUGGAGCCACGGCGGCAUGCUCUCCUCCCUGGACCACCGCAGCCUGCGGCGAGGCUACCAGGUGUACAAGCAGGUGUGCUCCGCCUGCCACAGCAUGGAGUACCUGGCCUUCCGCAACCUCAUCGGCGUCACCCACACCGAGGCCGAGGCCAAGGCGCUGGCCGAGGAGGUGGAGGUGGUGGACGGCCCGGAUGAGAACGGGGAGAUGUUCACGCGCCCCGGGAAGAUCUCCGACUACUUCCCCAAGCCCUACCCCAACUCCGAGGCGGCGCGAGCCGCCAACAACGGGGCGCUGCCCCCCGACCUCAGCUACAUCGUCAACGCGCGGCACGGGGGUGAGGACUACGUGUUCUCCCUCCUCACCGGCUACUGCGACCCCCCCGCUGGCGUCUCGGUGAGGGAGGGGCUGUACUACAACCCCUACUUCCCCGGACAGGCCAUCGGCAUGGCCCCCCCCAUCUACAACGAGAUCCUGGAAUACGACGACGGCACCCCCGCCACCAUGUCGCAGAUCGCCAAGGACAUCUGCACCUUCCUGAGGUGGGCGGCCGAGCCCGAGCACGACCACCGCAAACGCAUGGGCUUGAAGAUGCUGAUGAUCACGGGUCUCCUGGCAUCUCUCCUCUACUACAUGAAGCGCCACAAAUGGUCUGUACUAAAGAGCAGGAAAAUGGUGUACCGGCCCCCCAAGUAGACGUGGGAGCGGGGUGUCCCCUGCCCUGGUUGCGCGGCCUCGGCCGCGUGCCUGUGUCGCACAACCUCCGGGGCGCAGGGACCCACGCGCAGCUGGACGGACAGACGGGCACGGCGCGCGCCGCGCGGACGCACCGGCUCCGCUAUUUAACAACGCCCCCUCCACCCACAAACGCCGCUGGGCUGCGUUCCGCGUGGCGGGCUGCCGUCUGUGCUCGUGCAGGUUGGGGACGUGGAAAUAAACGCUCGGUUGUUCACGG
Messenger RNA from Rhea pennata, 1213 nucleotides. Its product is annotated as cytochrome c1, heme protein, mitochondrial. Gene Ontology annotation, biological process: mitochondrial electron transport, ubiquinol to cytochrome c. Gene Ontology annotation, molecular function: heme binding; electron transfer activity. The transcript is spliced from 7 exons. NCBI's taxonomy places the organism in Eukaryota, Metazoa, Chordata, Aves, Rheiformes, Rheidae. The record is from RefSeq and is a predicted model, not a curated record. The coding region runs from base 16 to 954 and encodes 312 amino acids.